Molecule: messenger RNA, 1151 nt
Organism: Chrysoperla carnea
Lineage: Eukaryota; Metazoa; Arthropoda; Insecta; Neuroptera; Chrysopidae
Product: 4-hydroxyphenylpyruvate dioxygenase
Exons: 10
Coding region: 1-1149 (382 amino acids)
Biological process (GO): L-tyrosine catabolic process
Cellular component (GO): Golgi membrane; endoplasmic reticulum membrane
Molecular function (GO): 4-hydroxyphenylpyruvate dioxygenase activity
Source: RefSeq, a predicted model, not a curated record
AUGGCAUAUACGACGUAUACGGAUAAGGGCCCAAAGCCAAACGGUGGAAAAUUUUUACAUUUCGACCACGUGGUGUUCUGGGUUGGAAAUGCAAAACAGGCUGCCAGCUAUUAUAUUUUAAGAUUAGGUUUCGAACCAUUAGCUUACAAAGGAUUAGAGACUGGAAAUCGAAAAUAUGCAGCUCACGUUGUUCGGCAAAACAAGAUCAUAUUUGAAUUUCAAUCUGCAUACGAACCAGACGACCCAGAAAUGGGUCCAUUUUUGGUUAAACAUGGUGAUAGUGUGAAAGAUGUUGCCUUUUCAGUUGAAGAUUUAGAUACAAUAGUCAGGCGUGCUAAGGAACGUGGAGCAAAAAUUGUACGUGAUAUUUGGGAAGAAACUGAUGAAUUUGGUGUUAUUCGAAGAGCUACAGUUCAAACUUAUGGUGAUACAGUUCACACGUUUGUAGAUCGUUCACAAUAUAAAGGAGAUUUCUUACCAGGAUAUCGUCCACAAAAACAAGAUCCUUUAGGAUGGAAAUUACCAACAACUUACCUAAAUUUUACUGAUCAUGUUGUUGGAAAUCAACCUGAUUUACAAAUGGAAGAUGCCGCCAAAUGGUAUGAAACUAAUUUAAUGUUUCAUCGUUUCUGGUCCGUUGACGAUACGCAAUUACAUACAGAAUAUUCAGCAUUGAGAUCGAUUGUAAUGACCAAUUAUGAAGAAACAAUUAAGAUGCCAAUAAAUGAACCAGCGCCUGGGAAAAAGAAAAGUCAAAUCUCUGAAUAUGUUGAGUACAAUGGGGGUGCUGGAGUUCAACACAUUGCUUUGAAUACGUCAAACAUAAUCACAGCUGUUGAAAAUCUAAAAGCAAGAGGUGUAGAAUUUUUAACGAUCCCUGACACAUACUACGAUAUGUUAAAACAACGACUUGCUGUUAGUAAAGUCAAAAUCGCAGAAGAUAUGGAUGUUUUACAAAAAUUAAAAAUUUUGGUCGAUUAUGAUGAAAAUGGAUAUUUAUUACAAAUUUUCAUGAAAAAUAUGCAAGAUAGACCAACAUUUUUCAUUGAAGUCAUACAAAGAUAUAAUUUCGAUGGUUUUGGAGCUGGUAAUUUCCAAGCAUUAUUCGAAGCAAUUGAAAUUGAACAAAAUCUACGAGGGAAUUUAUAAAA